This is a messenger RNA of Prunus avium (sweet cherry), 1707 nucleotides long. Lineage: Eukaryota; Viridiplantae; Streptophyta; Magnoliopsida; Rosales; Rosaceae. The record is from RefSeq and is a predicted model, not a curated record.
UUGGAGGGUGUGGGGCUUCAGGUUGGGCCACAUCACCAUAUUUUCUGAUUAUUUAUGUUGAAAGCUAAAGAAAGAAGAUGAAACCAGCUUCUCCAUUUUGAAGAAGAGUGACAGGAGAGUGGAAUUUGCAGAGAAGAUACAAGCUUUCGUUGUUGGGUUACAACAAUUUGACGUCUUUCACAAGAAAAAAGCAUGGCCAGUUGGGUAAGGAGCCCGCAGCCUCAUCCCCAUCUCCAUCCUCAUCAAUCUUUCAACAAGCGGCUGCUAAUUCAACCGCAAAGUCGUACUUUCAGGCUUUCAAAUUCCCAUCGCCAUCUUCGGAGGAGAAUUUACUGUAACUAUGAUGACGAUGCCACCAAGAAACCAUCACAACCGCAAGCUCCACAGCCAACUGGGAUUAAGCUCUACUCUGAGAUUGAGAGAUUACUUACGGAGACUGUGAGGCAAUCCCAAGGUCGCUGGGAUGGUUCAAGCGACUGGACUCAAGUGGAGGGGGCAUGGGUUCUCAAACCAAAAACCUCAGAACCCAAGGCCGUUGUACAUUUUAUUGGUGGCAUAUUUGUUGGAGCUGCCCCUCAGCUUACCUACCGCAUGUUUCUUGAGCGCCUCUCAGAAAGGGGUAUUUUGGUGAUUGCAACACCAUAUGCUAGUGGAUUUGAUCACUUCUUCAUUGCAGAUGAAGUCCAAUUCAAAUUUGAUCGGUGUUAUCGGUUUCUUAAAGAGACGGUUCAAGAUCUUCCUACUUUCGGCAUUGGCCAUUCUUUGGGAUCUGUCAUCCACCUUCUGAUCGGUUCAAGAUAUGCUGUUCAAAGAAAUGGGAAUGUGUUGAUGGCAUUCAAUAACAAGGAGGCAAGCUCAGCUGUUCCUCUGUUCUCACCUGUUCUUGUUCCAGUGGCUCAAGGCCUCGGACCAAUUUUAUCACAGAUUGCAUCAUCACCAACGGUCCGCUUUGGGGCAGAAAUGACUUUGAAGCAAUUUGAAAACCUUAGCCCUCCCAUCAUGAAGCAAGUUCUUCCUUUAGUUGAGCAGCUCCCUCCCUUGUAUAUGGACUUAGUUAAGGGAAGAGAAGAUUUUGUUCCAAAACCUGAAGAAACUCGACGACUUGUAAGCAAACCUAUAACUAUUUACAAGAAUCUUCUGGUGAAGUUUAAGGAUGAUACAAUUGAUGAGACUUCGAUAUUAGCACAGUUGCUAAGUUCAGAGUCAGCCAUCAGUUCUAUGCUAGACAUGUCAAUUCGCUUAUUGCCUGGAGAUCACGGGCUUCCUUUGCAACAGGCCCUCCCAGACGUGCCUCCAGCAAUGGCAGAUGCAGUAAAUCGUGGAAGUGAGAUGUUGGCCAAUCUCACCGUGGGGACGCCAUGGGAGACAGUUGCUAAAGAAAUAGGCAACUCAUUAGGCGUGGAUUCAAAGAUCCUUCGUGCAGAAAUAUCUAAAGACGUAGGCCUGCUUGUGGAUGUGGUUGUAUCUUGGAUAGCUUCCAACACAGUUCCAAAGCUUUUGAAGCCGUGAAGAGUUGGACAAACAAUAGCAUACACAUGAGAGACAGCAAUUGUUAUCUCACUUAGACAAGGAUAUGAUAUUUAACAGGACAAUGAAAGGAAUUGAUUUGGAAACAAAGUCUUGUUCAUAUUCAGUUUUAUCCUCAUUUCAUGUAAUUUCAGAGACGCCCAAUUAUAGAAGUAAUCAAACAUGUUUUUACACAACCAA